UAAGGAGUAGCGGCGUGGAGGAGGACUUUGGGAAGACAAGGGCAUCUGGGGAGGGAGAGAGCAGGCUGCAGACCCAGAGGGAGGGCGAACAAGAAGCCAGAAGGAAGGAGAGAAGGGAGGAGGGCCGGCAGACGCCGGGAAAGCAACAGGGCUCGAAAGGGAACCUGGGUGGAAAGAAGACACUCAGGAGACAGGAAGUGAGGCAGAGAUGAAGCUAAAGGGGUCUCUGGCCUGCCUCCUGCUGUUCCUGCUCCUGGGCAGCGGGGAGGCUAGCCCGCUGCAGGGUGGAGAGGAGGACGCCGGGAGAGAAGUUGGGGAAUCCGUUGGGCAUGGGGUGGGGGAGGCCCUUGGACACGUGGUGGGAGAAGCCGUCAUCCACGGAGUCGAGGAGGCCAUUGAACGAGGGACUGGAGAGAAAGCAGGCUUGGGAAUCAGGGAGGCCAGGGACCCCCACUUGGGGGAUGCUCUUGCCCACAAGCUUAAGGAAGCGAGCCACGCUCUUGAAAACACUGGGAGCGAGGCUGGCAGACAGGCUGAGAAUAUCAUCGGACAUGGAGUGGACCCUGCCCACAGCUCCUGGCAGGGGACUCCCGGCAGCAACGGAGCUUGGGGUACCCAUGGGCAGCCUCCCUCCAGAGGCCAUGGCAUCCCUGGCUCUCAGGGCGGCCCUGGAGGCCCAGGGGACACCCGGGACCACGUGUUCUCUGGAGGCUCAGGUGGCCGCUUUGGAGCCAAUGCUCAGGGAGGCCACAGAGGGCCAUUCAACCUGGGGGCCAACCCUCAGGGAGCUGCAACCCAACCUGGUUCAGUGAGAGGCAGCAGCAACAGAAAUACAGAAUGCACCAACCCCCCUGGCUCAGGUGGAAGCUCUAGCAACUCUGAGGGAAGCAGCAGCAGUGGCGGCAGCAAUGGCGGCAGCAGUCAUGGUGGCGGCAGCAAUGGCGGCAGCAGUCAUGGUGGCGGCAGCAGUGGCGGCAGCAGUGGCGGCAGCAAUGGCGGCAGCAGCAGUCACGGUGGAGGCAGCGGUGGAGGCAGCAGCGGCAGCUCCGGGUCCAGCGGGGGAUACAAUCCCAACGCCUCCUCGGGGAGCAGGGUUGGAAGCAGUGGCGGAAACAAACCCGAGUGUGACAACCCACACGGGUCCGGGGGAUCUGGGGGUCAGGGGCAGGGCUCUGGUGGAGAAGGCGAAGCUGUCAGUGGAAUCAACACCUUGAACUCUCAGACAUCUUCUGAGCCCUUCAACUUCGACACUUUCUGGAAGAAUUUUAAAUCCAAGCUGGGCUUCAUUAACUGGGAUGCCCUAAACAAGGGCCAGGCCCCACCCCCCAGCACUCGUGCCCUCCUCUACUUCAGGCGGCUCUGGGAGGAUUUCAAACACAACACUCCUUUCUUGAACUGGAAAGUCAUUACUGAGGGCGAGGACGUGCCAUCGCUUCAGAAGAGGGCAGGUGGGGCUGGCCAGCCUGGCACAGGAUGGCAAGAUGCAGUAGCUGUGACUGCUAAGAACUACAAUUACAACCAGCAGGGACCCCCUACAGCCCUUGGCGGGCAGUACCCAGCCAAGACCCCUGCUAAGGGGGGAGUCACGGUUUCUUCCUCGGCUUCCCGGAUGCACCCUGGCCUGCUGCAGUGGGUGAAGUUUUGGUAGAUCUGGGAGUGGCCGGCGUUCUACCAUCUUCUCUUUUCUUCUGGACAACCACUUCUGACCGCGACUGAGGCCCUGAGAAACAUGAGUCGUCAAGGGACCAGACUGUGCCCCUGCCCCAGCCCUUGGUCCGCGUGCCGACACCUGCCUUUUCUAGCUUGGAGUCCUGCCUGCCUGUCCCUUGUCUGCUCCCGCACACGGUGGUGAUGUCUCCUUGACCUCCAGUCUCGGGGAUACCCCAGCCGUUUCUGCACCAGCUCCAUUCUGUGACCUGAAGUCACCGUGACAAAAAUUCAGGAGGAGCGUCCUACUUUAGAGUUUCUCUGUGGAAAUAAAACAUGAAUCUUGUAUCCCUAA
Messenger RNA from Cervus elaphus (red deer), 2002 nucleotides. RefSeq names its product dermokine (gene DMKN). Gene Ontology annotation, biological process: cornified envelope assembly. The transcript has 18 exons. The record is from RefSeq and is a predicted model, not a curated record. Bases 209 to 1648 code for a protein of 479 amino acids. NCBI's taxonomy places the organism in Eukaryota, Metazoa, Chordata, Mammalia, Artiodactyla, Cervidae.